AUGUUGUUGUGGAGUGAAUUCUCUUUAGCAAGACCAGUUCUGAGAAUUCACUCCACAACUGAAAACUUCGCUCCAACCCCGGAAGCUCCCCACACCCCUGAACCCCCACUCGAGCUGCAAGGCGCACUUGAUAUCGUAACACUCGUAGCUAAAGAAGCCCGGGUAGCACGCCAGACCUUAAACCAGGCCCGGAAACAGCUUCAUAGGGCAGGAAUUGAGGCACGGAAGGAAGAGCGUGCCCAAAAGAAGAUGAUUGCCAAGCUCUACGAAGAGGGGCUCCCAAUUCCUCCAGAGUUCGAGGAGCCAAUUCCUGACCCAGAAGCCCCCCAAAUUGAGAGCCAGUAUGAGAGCGAGCGUGGGAGCGAGUGGGAGUAA
Messenger RNA from Pseudogymnoascus destructans, 375 nucleotides. RefSeq lists its product as uncharacterized. The transcript has a single exon. The record is from RefSeq and is a predicted model, not a curated record. The coding region runs from base 1 to 375 and encodes 124 amino acids. NCBI's taxonomy places the organism in Eukaryota, Fungi, Ascomycota, Leotiomycetes, Thelebolales, Thelebolaceae.